Ilex paraguariensis (yerba mate) is the source of this 1197-nucleotide messenger RNA. The record is from the annotation of a GenBank genome assembly. Lineage: Eukaryota; Viridiplantae; Streptophyta; Magnoliopsida; Aquifoliales; Aquifoliaceae.
AUGCUGCGGUGGGGUCAUUACGACGGCGAUGACUACGCCGCGCACGGCCAACUGGCGGUUGUUCCCCAAACCACCACCACCACCACCACCUCACGCUUCAAGCUUCCUGACGGGUGGCGCGUGCAAAAGGUUCUCCGUUCUGACGGAUGUCGAAUCGACAAGUAUUACCACGAGCCAGAGACUGGACACAAGUUUCGAUCCCUUAAAGAAAUCGAGAGAUAUAUAAAAGGAGAAGUGUAUAGACCAAGACAGAGGUCAUUGAAGAAUUCUGCUGAUAGGAGGGCGUUCGGUUAUGGUAGAAAGAGUAUUGGUUCUCGGAAGAUGAUCAUUUCUGGUGGCAAGAUGUUGAAGCUGGAUGAGGAGGUAUACAAUCAUUGCCAAAUGGCUGUGGUGGGCCAGACAAUGGUACGCACCUCGCCUUUCAAUCUCCCUGAUGGUUGGGUUGUGGAGGAGGUACUCCGUCGGUGUGGUGGCUCUGCUGACAAGUACUACUAUGAGCCGGGGACUGGACGGAAGUUUCGAUCCCUGAUAGCUGUUGAAAGACACCUAGCAGGACAGACAGAAAAUGCACCACUAUCCAUGGGACUAGCAGAACAUACAGAAAAUGCACCACAACCCAUGGCACUUGCAGAAUUUAAUGAAAAUGUUCCCCUGUCCAUGGCAUUCAAAUUGGGAAAUCAUAUAAAGAAUCCUAGUUCAUCGAAGAAAAACAUUUCUAGAGACAAGGUUCAAUCGUCAACAUUUACCAGCCCCCCAGUGAAAAUCAAUUGGGUUCUUGCUAGUCCUGGAGGGGAUUCAUGGAACCCUUUCAUCGGUGAAACACUGGUUCCAGAAUCUGUAAAGCAGCAAUGGGCCCAAAGAUUUAUGUUAUACAUCAACAACAGUAACCACGACGCACCAAAUUCUGGAUGAGUAAGUGGAUUAUGAGUAGCAGACGAAGAAUUCAUGAAAGAACAAGUGAGGUUUAUUAGCUCAUCUUUCUGGUGAGGCAGUGUUGCGGUUGAUUUAUCGAACUGUGCACUGAUCUGUACAGUCUUAGACUCUUGUUAAUUUCCGUUAUUUUAACCAGUGUAUAAAAGUCUCCUUUUUCUCUUUUCCCUCCUCUUUCGAUGGUUGUGAUAUAGUCGGCUUUCCCAAACCUUAAGAAGGUUUCAUUGAAAUUCCUGUAGUACGUGUUUGAACUUGAAUUGAUGGGGC